AUCUGGACAGCGGUCAAGGAGGGAUGGGGAGGAGUCUAGCGGGAGCAUCCUUCGCAAACAGCUUGAGGCUACUGACGCCGGGGCGCUUUCCCCGAUCACAAACUUGAAUAUGGGAGAAGACUAGCCGGAGCGCCCCAACUUCUACACGGAUGCCAGUUUAAGUGGCCAAGAGGCGCGCGCGCAAAAGUUUCAGGGAAGCCAACCAAGUUCGAUUUUUGCACCAUAGAGAGAGAUGGGAAAUUUUAAAGGCCAUGCUCUUCCGGGGAGUUUUUUUCUCCUGUUUGGCUUGUGGUGGUCUGUGAAGUAUCCCUUGAAGUACCUGUGUCGAAAGAAAAAGAACACUUCUCCCCUUGGUUCCAAAGCAGGAUUUCAGCGCUUAGAAUUUACAGAGGGCAUAAUCAAAGCUACAUUUGCUCUUAUUGGUAUGAUAGCUGAGCAGUUUGUUCCUGAUGGACCUCACCUGAAGCUAUAUAAUUAUGAAAAGAAACAAUGGGAUCACCUCAUGAACUGGCAGCAUGCUACCAUGUAUCUCUUCUAUGGCAUCUCAGGGCUGGUAGACAUUGUGGCUCAUAGCACUAAUGUGUUACCAGUGGCCAUGGACCGGAUGAUGCUUUCGCUAGCAGUUUUUGUGGAAGGUUUUCUGUUUUAUUACCAUAUUCAUGGGCGAGCCAUGUUGGAUCUCCAUGUUCAUCAGUUACUCUUAGUAGCCAUCUUUGGAGCAGCAAUCUGCAUAUUCCUGGAAAUCUUCUUUCGUGGUAUUAUAGUCCUUGAGAUGUUGCGAACGAGCCUCUGCAUUUUGCAAGGGAGCUGGUUUUGGCAGAUUGGAUUUGUACUUUAUCCUCCAAGUGGGAGUCCAGAGUGGAACCAAAUGGAUCACAAUAAUGUGAUGUUCCUUACAAUGUGCUAUUGUUGGCAUUAUGCAUUUGCACUUCUUAUAAUGGCUGUGAAUUAUGCUGUGGUCAGCUGGGUUAUUCGUUCAAAAAUGAAACAGGCCCCAGCCAUGGAAAUUGGAUUACUGAAAAUGUCUGAACGUGACCAAGAGUCAGAAGAUGAGAUCUAGUUCAGUAUAUCUGUUUUUUAUAGCUGUACUUUCUUCACCAUUAAGCUGAGUUGGCACUCUACACCACCCGAUUUUGGCUCACACCAUUCGGGCAUAUACCUUCUAUUGUGUGUAUGUAAUUCCACCACAUUGUGGUGCUUUGUUUGUCCCAUCCUUGAAGUAGAAAGAAAACGUUCUACUAUUGGAUUGGCCGGUGCUGACAUUGUCAAGUCAAAAUCUGUGCAGGUCACUUGACUGAGAUUGGGGUAAACUGGGAAAUUGACAUGUGGUAUUGAACAAAAACCUGUUCCUGUUGCAGAAGAGCAAUUGAAUACCUCUUAAAACCACACAGAUGAUUGGUAAACUGUACAUAUCUGUUUUGAAGUAUGCUGAAAACUGUUUCCUUGUUCAGCUUUCAGACUGUAUAUGUUGCAAAUGUUUCCCUUGCAGCUUUAUUACCUUAUCCUGUUUUAUUUAUUACCGUAUGUCCUCUAACUGCACAAAGAGAAGAAAAAGCCAGUUGUAGAACCUCUGCAUUAAUACAGUAUAAUACAUUAUAAUUCUGAUUUUUUGGAUAACUUAGGGCUGUGUGAGUCUUGCUACUCAUCUGCAGCAGAUUCAUUUACAUGUCUGUAAAAAUGACCUUUAUGUAAACAAACCAACAAAAGGUAUUGCAUACUUAAUUUAGAUGUCUGCAGGCAUCUUCUGCUCUGAAGCCAUUCUGUAUACAAUGGGUAGAAUGCUGAAUUCAAAUUUCCAGAUGUCCAAAGUUUGGGAAAGGCUUCAUGGUAGCAUAUAGAAGAUCUCUGGCAUCUCCAGUUAAAAGGAUCAGGGUUUACUUUAGGUGAUAUGAAAGACUUUCUUCUGAGACACUGGAGAGCGAGGGCCAGUCAAGGGAGAUGGUGCUGGCCUUGAUAGACCAGUGGGUCUGACUCAGUAUAAGACAGCUUUGUGUGUUCAUGUGAAGCAUCAUCUGAAGUGGCCUUAUUUGUAUAAUAAAAUAAAUGGUUGCAAAACUGCAUUCAAAAUCUA
Molecule: messenger RNA, 2071 nt
Organism: Sphaerodactylus townsendi
Lineage: Eukaryota; Metazoa; Chordata; Lepidosauria; Squamata; Sphaerodactylidae
Gene: TMEM45A
Product: transmembrane protein 45A
Exons: 6
Coding region: 233-1060 (275 amino acids)
Source: RefSeq, a predicted model, not a curated record